AUGGGUCGUCGUUCGGUGAAUACUACAAAAAGUGGGAAGUUUAUGAAUCCAACAGAUCAAGCGAGAAAAGAAGCAAGAAAACGGGAAUUGAAGAAAAACAAAAAACAACGCAUGGCUGUGCGUCAUGCAGUGCUUAAAUCCAAAGACCCUCUACAAUUAUUAGAAGAAACGACUCUCUAUGAUAAACAAGAGUACGAUCCCAGUGUUCAAGCUCAACUCAGUGAAAGGGUCAUUCAGGAAAAACGCCGAAAGCUGUUGGAAACAUUCGACCGUCUUGUUAUGUUAUACAGGAAAGAAGAUGCAGAAUAUGCCAACCGGCUUCAAGCAGCUCGUCAAGACUACGACAAAAGACGGCAUGAGAUGAUGCUUUAUUACGAACAAGUAAAGUUAGCUGAAAGAGUAAAAGCUAGUGAAAUUCCGCUCCCAAAACUGCCGCAAUCACAGAUGGGUCUCAUAACGUCCGACAUACCAUUGCCUCCUGGAGGUUACGCUAAAGGUAUUCUGAAGAAGUCAUUAGGAGCUCCAGGGCUUCCACCUAGUAUACUUCCUGCAGGUCGUAAGCCGCCUGGACCACCUCUAGGAACACCUCCUAAAUUGUCAGAUAGCGAAGAAGAAGAUAAUUUUGCUGAUAAUACGACAAAGCAACGCAAAAUCCGGUUUGCUGAUGCAGACCCUAUGCCGGAGCAAGAACAACUAACUGGUGAUUCAUCUCUGCAUCUCGGCGAAAAAUUCACCGGUGGAUUUACAACUAUUACUCCUCCACUCUCUCAAAUCCCUUUACCGCCGCCCAUGGCUUUACCAUCCUUUACUGGCCUUAUUCGUCCAAGAUUUCCGGGAGCACCUCAGCCUACUCUAAGUCGUUUCACUUACCAACGCCCCACUGGGGCUAUAUUAUCAGCUCCACCUAGUUUGCACCUUCGUGAUCCACUUGAUAAUGCGGAACUUGUAAGUGGUCCAGCUGUAGCGAGCAUUCCAACAAAUCAACCAAAUCCAAGUGGAACUACUAUAGAAGCAAAGCCCCAAUUGAAAAAUUUAAUAGGUUACGCAACACGUUUUGUCCCUACAGCGCUUAAAGUACGCAGAAUUGUUCGUGAUACUAGUGGUCGUCUAGUCACGACAGGUGGAGGGACAGCUGCAUAUGGAACAGGAAAACAAUCGAAUGCUGUUUAUGAUCGUGUUGCCAAAUCUGAUACUACAGGAAUUAAUUCUGGAUCAGCGACUAGCAAAGAUGAUGCAUAUGAAGAGUUUAUGCGUGAAAUGGAAGGCCUUAUAUGA
Messenger RNA from Schistosoma guineensis, 1275 nucleotides. NCBI's taxonomy places the organism in Eukaryota, Metazoa, Platyhelminthes, Trematoda, Strigeidida, Schistosomatidae. The record is from the annotation of a GenBank genome assembly.